AUGCGCGUUUCACUUCUUGUUUCAGCACUCGUUGCGCCGAUUGCCCUUGCAGCUCCCACACUAGAGGCCCGCCAGGCAGCUCCCGUUAAGCCCGCACCCUGUGUGCGUAACAGCAAGGUCACAGAGCAGGAGACAAAGGAACGAUUUGAACAGUUUGCGCAGGCGUUUAUCUACAAGCCGGAUAUCAGCAAGGCGUUUUCGUUUAUUGCAGUCGAUUAUAUUAAUCACAAUCCUCAAGUAGCAAAUGGCUCCACUGCCGCAUGGGACGUUCUCUCCCCCUUCUGGAAUACAGCCAACAUCACCGCCAAGCGCACGGCGUUCAACUCUUCCAUGAGCUGGGUCAAUUACGACUCCCAGUUUGGCGACGUUGUGGAUCGGUUUAGGUGGGAAGGUGGAUGUAUUGUUGAGCACUGGGAUCAGAAUGAGACGUUUCCCGCAAUUAAAGGCUGCAAGGCUAUCUAUCAAGGUUGA
Molecule: messenger RNA, 471 nt
Organism: Bipolaris sorokiniana ND90Pr
Lineage: Eukaryota; Fungi; Ascomycota; Dothideomycetes; Pleosporales; Pleosporaceae
Exons: 3
Coding region: 1-471 (156 amino acids)
Source: RefSeq, a predicted model, not a curated record